CUCUGCUGGCCAGCUGGGUUCCGGUGCGGCCAGGCUGCCCCCAGCGCCGGAGGGGUGGGAGCGGCCGGGCGAGGCGCAGCCCAAGGGGCGGCCCAGGGAUUGCAUAACCCGAGCCCGCCCUGGAGGGGCGUGUGAGCGGGCGGAGGCCAGGCUCUCCGCCGCACUGAGCCCAGCGCCCAGCAUGGCACAUGGCAAGGCGGCGCCGGGUCCCGGCUGGGCCAGGCCGGGGCAGCGGCCCCCGCUCCUGGCGCUGCUGCUGCUCACCGGGCUAGGCCAGGUGCGCCCGCACCCGCAGUGUCUGGACUUCAAGCCGCCCUUCAGGCCGCCGCAGCCGCUCGACUUCUGCGUGCAGUACUCGGACUUCGGCUGCUGCGACGCGGAGCAGGACCGGGCGCUGAUGGAGCGGUACUACAGCAUCAGCGGCCGCCUGGACCAGCCUGUCUACGCCGCCUGCGCCAGCCACCUGCAGGACCUGCUCUGCCAGGAAUGCUCCCCCUAUGCUGCUCACUUGUAUGAUGCUGAGGAUCCUUCCACUCCCUUGCGGACAGUGGCAGGACUUUGCCAAGAAUACUGUGAGCAGAUGUGGCAAAAAUGCAGGUCCAUGUUUCGCUAUCUCUCUAUGGACAAAGAAUUAUUAGUCCUGGAAAACAAUAUGGCAAAGUUCUGCCGCUAUUUGUCACUUGAUGAUGUGGACUAUUGUUUCCCUCGCCUGCUGGUAAAUCAGAAUCUUAAUCAAAACCUUGGGUUAGUGACUGCUGACUCAGAGGGCUGUCUCCAGUUGUGCCUAUUAGAGGUAGCUAAUGGUCUGCGGAAUCCUGUUGCUAUGGUGCAUGCAAAUGAUGGAACUCACAGAUUUUUCAUUGCCGAACAAGUUGGUUUAGUUUGGACCUACCUCCCAGAUCGGUCAAGGCUGGAAAAGCCAUUUCUGAACAUCAGUGAAGCAGUACUUACCUCACCUUGGGAAGGAGACGAGAGAGGUUUUUUAGGUAUUGUCUUCCAUCCUAAAUUCAAAUUUAAUGGUAAAGUGUAUGUCUACUAUUCAGUUGAAGUUCAUUUUGAAGAGAGAAUCCGAAUAAGUGAGUUCAGAAUUUCUCCUGAUGACAUGAAUACUUUGGACCAUAGUUCUGAAAGGAUAAUUCUGGAGGUAGAAGAGCCAGCUUCCAAUCACAAUGGAGGAGAGCUACUCUUUGGAUAUGAUGGUUAUCUUUACAUAUUUACUGGGGAUGGAGGCAUGGCUGGCGAUCCUUUUGGGACGUUUGGAAAUGCUCAAAACAAAUCAGCAUUGCUAGGCAAGGUGUUACGGAUCAAUGUGGACAAUAAUGACCGUGGGCCUCUUUAUAGAAUCCCUCCAGACAACCCUUUUGUUAGUGACCCAAAAGCUCGACCUGAAGUCUAUGCAUACGGGGUGAGAAAUAUGUGGCGCUGCUCUUUCGAUAGGGGCGAACCCUACACAAAGGAAGGGAAAGGGCGACUUUUCUGCGGAGAUGUAGGACAGAAUAAAUUUGAAGAAGUUGACAUUAUAGAGAAAGGAAAAAAUUAUGGCUGGAGAGCAAGGGAAGGAUUCAGCUGUUAUGAUAAGAAACUUUGCACCAAUUCCUCACUAGAUGAUGUGCUUCCAAUUUAUGCUUAUCCACACAAAAUGGGGAAAUCUGUUACAGGAGGCUAUGUCUAUCGGGGUUGUGAGUCUCCAAACCUGAAUGGGCUGUACAUAUUUGGUGAUUUUAUGAAUGGACGUUUAAUGUCAUUGAAAGAGAAGCGUUCUACUGGAGAAUGGCAGUACACUGAAAUUUGCAUGGGAACAGGACAAACUUGCGUGUUCCCUGGGCUUAUCAAUAAUUAUUAUCAGUACAUCAUCUCUUUUGCUGAAGAUGAAGCAGGAGAACUUUACUUCAUGUCUACUGGAGUACCAAGUGCCACUGCUCCCAAUGGAGUAGUUUACAAAAUAGUAGACACCUCACGGAGAGCACCCCCAGGAAAAUGCCGGGUUGAGCCUUUGUCAGUGAAAGUGAAAAGCAGGCUCAUAAAGUUUGUGCCAAAGGAGAAACUGAUUGUGAAAACACCAACCCAACGGCCUAGAUUAAGGACCACCACCAAAGCCCCAAGGAGGGGUAGGCCAACUUCCGAAACACCCCGUGCCACUACUCCAGACUGGGUGGAACAAAUCUUGAACCUUCUAAGGAAUCAAAAUAGAGUGCAGGUGACCUCCAGAACACCAACAACCAAACCCCCGAAGUCCAGGAAAGGGGGGAAGAGUGGGGAAAGGAGAGGGCAGAGAAGGAAAAACAAACCUCCCAGCACUCUGUCUCCCCCACAGCUCCUGAGUGGUGCAGUGCGACUGAUGAACAGGCAAGCACGAGGAAGGGACCGGGGAAGGGUGGAGAUUUACAUAAGUGGAGAGUGGGGCACUGUAUGUGACGACUUGUGGAACUCCAAGGCGGCAGCUGUGGUGUGUCGCCAGUUAGGGUUCCCUUAUGUUGUCAAGGCAACCAAGAGAGCGGAGUUUGGGGAAGGACAUUCGCUUCGGAUUCUUCUUGAUGAUGUUGAGUGCACUGGGCAGGAGAAGAACCUGCUGGAAUGCACACACGCAGACAUUGGCAAAAACAACUGCUCCCACAAAGAAGAUGCAGGAGUGAUAUGUAGCCAUGAAGAGGUUAUAAACUGAAAACUAAUAACAGCACAUUGGGAGGAAUGGGAGGGUAGAACUGGACUAAACUCAUCUUUCUUUUUCCCCCCUUUUAAACAGUGGAUGUAUUGAAUACAGUAUAUUUAGCCCUGAGGAUGCUAUAUCUGAUUUAAGUAAUCUUGCAGUCUUGUCCCCAUACAUUCUAUAAUGUGUGUGCUGAGAGGAGAGAGAAUGUACAGAACAUAAUCGCUUGAGCAUGUGUGUGAUCAGGGAUCAGGGUUUUCUUUUUUACAGGUAGAAACAGAAACAUCCUCAUGUUAGCGAUUAUGAAAUAGAAAGAUGCACUCCUUUGUCAUCUCAGAUGCAACUAUAGCACAGCGUUCCCCCAGCCAGGUCUGGCAGCAUUCUGCUGAAAAACAUUCCCAAAUGGCAGUGUUUUAAAGUUUUGUUUAUCCAAACCUUCACAUUGCCUGCUUAACUGUUCUGGCACCUGUACAAAAAACUGAACAUUGAUCUUUGAGCAUCUACGAGUCUGUGUGUUUUGUUGUGGAACAUGGAGAUAACUUAGUGUUGAAUCUCCAUGCUCUGGCUUAAAAAGGAAAAUGAAGACAGGGGCCUGAUUCUCCUCUCUAGCUGUUUUUUAUGCUGGUGUAAAUGUAUUGACUAAAGUGGGAAUUACACCUGUUUACAUGAGGAAGGAAUCCUACCCAGAGUCACUGUAGUGCCUGGAAGAAUUAUGUGUUAAAUUCUACUAAUUGAUUGAAAUUUCAGAGAGUCUUGUCUCAUCUCACUUGCACCAGAGUAACCUCAUUGACUUCACUGGAGUACUCCCAUUUACACCACUGUAAGCAAGAGGCAAAUCCAGCCCAUAGUACAUAUGGUGGCUCUAAUCCAGUUUAACUGCAGUUAUGGAGACACUUCAGUCCUGAUUGUACCCUGCCUUGAGCCUUGUGUAGCCACAUACCUCUGUGCAAAACAGGUGCAAAAUGCUACCAAAUCAGAAAUGUAGCAUUUUACACCCAUUUUGCACAGGUGUAAAUGACUACACAAGGGGCAAUGUCAAAGAGAACAAAGCCUGUUACACAUGUACUAUCCUUAAAGGGACACCAUCAGCUUCAAAAAAUCUCACACUUCUGUCUGAAUUGUUUUUUUGUUUUUUAUACAAGUAACACAUAAGUAACACUAACUGAAUGAGUGGAAACACAUUCUCUCUCUCUCUCUCUCUCUCACUUUUUAAAAUAGUUUUUGUCCUCAUUUUAUGUACAGUAAUUUUAACUUUAUAUUCAGUGUCCAUUUUCUAUUUACUGUGUAUCUUUCACACAGCAACAUGGGAAAGAUAAAAAAGGGAAUAUGUAGUACUUGUAAAGACAGCCAGCAGAAUUCAAACGCAAGACUUAGAAUCUGCAACUAUUGACUAAUUUUGUUGAAAUAGCCCAGAAUCCAAGCUGACCACAUCCUUUCAAAUCCAAAACACAACUCCAGAUGCUAAAUAAAUUGGUUUAAAAUGA
Molecule: messenger RNA, 4131 nt
Organism: Terrapene triunguis (Three-toed box turtle)
Lineage: Eukaryota; Metazoa; Chordata; Testudines; Emydidae
Gene: HHIPL1
Product: HHIP like 1
Exons: 9
Coding region: 182-2662 (826 amino acids)
Cellular component (GO): membrane
Source: RefSeq, a predicted model, not a curated record